AUGUCUUGGUUAUCCAACGUUUCCUCACUGAAGCAGCAAGUGACUGCUCAAGUGACUCAAGGUCUCCUCUCGGCUUCGAAACUAUUGGAGUCCGAUGAGGAUGCAAUAAUUAAGAAAGUUCAAAAAACCCAUAAACCUCAGGGUCGCCAAGUUGAUAACCUUGACGGUUUAUUCAGCAUCAUUGGCAAAAUCUUGCUUCAUGACAAUCCCAAAAGUGAUCAUGAUGUUUCCAAAUCUGCAAUUCAUCAAGAAAUUGGCAGUGCAUCCCAAAAUCUCUCUGGAGCAAUUAAUGAGCUUAUCCACGCCAUAAUGACUGUAAUCAAAUGUGUUCUCCAGUUCAGUGUUCUAGAUCCUAAGUAUUUUGAAGCUGAAGAACAACCAUCUGCCCCGACUGAAAUAGCCAGAGCUACCUACUGGACGAUUUAUAGUGUUGUGACCUGCAGCUCUUAUAUUGCUAAACUUGUUGGGUUGAGAAAUCAGAACACCAUGGCAGAAAUGACAUCGCAACUGAAAACGCUGGCUUCUAAAGUUAGUAGCAUGCAGAAAGUCCUGCAAGUUAAAUUUUCUCAUCGCAAACAUGAAAUUGAAACUUACAAGUGGCUCAUCAAUCGUUUCAACACAUACCAAGACCAUACCAUCCUCAGCGACUUAUUUGACGUCGAGGGUGGGAAGACAGCCCUUGUGGUAGGCCAUGACAACAAGAAAGAGGUCGAUAUUAAUUCGCUAAAGGGCUCCAACGUGUGGCUGCUCAUAUCUGGUCCUGAUGCCUGUCAUGCAGAAAUGAAGACUCUUACUAAAUUGUACCUAAAACUGCAAACCAAGGAGCAGAAUAGGUAUCAUAUAGUGUGGCUUCCAAUUGUGGACGAGUUCAAUGAACGCGAGUUUUCGUCAUUGCAAUCCCUGAUGCCUUGGUACACAGUGCGAAAUCCUAAAAUCAUCAAACCAGUGGCCAUUAGGUACAUCAGGAGGUAUGGAAAUUCACAAAUGAGACAAUUCUGGUGCCACUGCUUCCAAAGGACAUUCAAAAUCCCUUACCCCUCGUACUCUUGA
This is a messenger RNA of Hevea brasiliensis (rubber tree), 1050 nucleotides long. Its product is annotated as protein SIEVE ELEMENT OCCLUSION B-like. The record is from RefSeq and is a predicted model, not a curated record. The transcript has 5 exons. NCBI's taxonomy places the organism in Eukaryota, Viridiplantae, Streptophyta, Magnoliopsida, Malpighiales, Euphorbiaceae. Gene Ontology annotation, biological process: phloem development. The coding region runs from base 1 to 1050 and encodes 349 amino acids.